Halteromyces radiatus is the source of this 717-nucleotide messenger RNA. RefSeq lists its product as uncharacterized. The coding region runs from base 32 to 655 and encodes 207 amino acids. The record is from RefSeq and is a predicted model, not a curated record. NCBI's taxonomy places the organism in Eukaryota, Fungi, Mucoromycota, Mucoromycetes, Mucorales, Cunninghamellaceae. The transcript is spliced from 5 exons.
AUGUUCUAUAAAUUUCUCAAUCUGAAAGAGUAUGGAUGAUGGAAAUAAUGUGAUUCGGUCGUUAUUAUCAAAAGCAGGUAAAGGACAAACGAGUAAAUCAACCAAUACGAAUAUACCCAGUUUGGAUUUAUUGUCGCAGUUGGAUCCAGCUAUUAUUCAACAAGUACGUCAGGAAUAUAUUACAACUCAACAAUGGAGUAACAACAGCAAUAAUACCCUUUCAUUAGAUCAGUUAUUGGAUUCAAUGGUACAAGUCACCAGUAUUACCCCAGAAUUAAUAAGUCUUUUGGAUCGAAUGAAAAAAGAAACCACUGUUUUAGAGACCAUAGCUGUUUGUCAACGAGCUCAGAAUGAAAAAGAACGGCAAUUAUCAAAGCAAAGAAACCUAUUAUUGGAGAAACAUAAAAACCAGUUGGAUACCAUUUUGGCAAAACAAAUGAUCGGUGCCAAAAAUGCAGAUGAAAAAUACGAGUUUGAAGAACGAUCCAAGAUAGAACUGGGUCAAAUGGAUAGACAUAUUCUACGGGAAUUGGACAAGGAGACGCAGGCUCUACAGCUAGCUCUCAAAAAGCAUAAGGUACCUCUGUUUUAUGUCACCAAGGAUCCAACUAUUCUCUCUUUACAAAAAGAGAUUAUAUCAUUAUUAUUACAAUAGAUAUUAUAUUUGAUUUUAUAAAAACAAAAAAAAUGGAAUAAAAAUAAACAAUCAUCACUAUU